Molecule: messenger RNA, 1136 nt
Organism: Marasmius oreades (fairy-ring Marasmius)
Lineage: Eukaryota; Fungi; Basidiomycota; Agaricomycetes; Agaricales; Marasmiaceae
Exons: 6
Coding region: 208-1134 (308 amino acids)
Source: RefSeq, a predicted model, not a curated record
UUCCUUCAUACGAUGACGGGUACGCGUGCUGGCAGGUGGCCACAAGACACGCCCACUUCGAUUUAUUCCCGCUGUCAGUGGCGACACCGCUCCUUUUCGCUAAAAUUGAAUGGGACGGAUACCAGCCAUUCAAAAGAGAAGAGGCGUGUUUUCCCUCCUUAGCAGUCCGUGCUCUGCGCCACUGUCCCCCCUCUCCCCCGCCCUAAGAUGGCGCUGAAGAAGACAUCGACUGCCAACUUGUUCGGUGCCUUCCAGCUUCCGGUGACCGAUGUGAGCAACCGCAGGACGGACCUCUUCGACGCGGCAAUGCGCUUCAAGCUGGCGCCUCAUAAUCCUUCUAACCAAUGUGAUGGGAUGUGCCAACAGACUCCUUUCGUGAUCCUUCCUCUGUGUCCUGCUUUACUGGAGGAAACUGAAGAGGGAGGCUCGAGUUGUGAAUGUGGUUCCAGCUCUACAGUACGGGAACGACGUCGUGCAAUCUUGUCCUGGAGGGAAGAUCUUCCUUCGAAUCAGGACCUUGAACACGCAGCUGCUUCCUGUUCUUUGAGCGGGAAGAAUCAGUUUGCAACUGACCCACCGGCUGAUGUUGACGAAGAAACAGGGGAAGGGUUUGGUGUAGAACGCCAAACCGAGACAAAGCGGGGUGUAGCCAGAGAUCGCGUUGCAGGUCACACGAGUUGUUUGAACGAAGAACACGACUGUUAUGAUUCAGAAGUUGAGCCAUUCCGUCACUGCGAGUUCCAUCACGUUCGGAGACGGCCUUAUACGGAUGACGAACCCGAAUCAGAUGACCAUUACAACUCUCACUCCGACGGUAAACCACGUUACCACGGUUAUCGAGCUCUACCAACUGCUGAAUGUCACCGUUGCGAUGUUUGGCAGGCCAACACAGCGAAGUACGGACAACAGGAGGAUCUAGUCGUACCCCAGCCACGGUCCUUGGAGUCGACGCGCGAGGCACGGGAUUUGCUGAACUAUCGGGCACCUUCUACUCGAAUUAUCAAGUCAACAAACCCUUUCAAUCCGUUUGUUAGGCGGAUGUUGGAGAGUCAGAAUGAGGUAAUACCACCGGAGUCUGGGCUACAUUCAAAACCAACGGUGCAAGGGCCCUCAUAUGGUCGACCGUUUGGUUGAUA